Haemonchus placei is the source of this 336-nucleotide messenger RNA. NCBI's taxonomy places the organism in Eukaryota, Metazoa, Nematoda, Chromadorea, Rhabditida, Trichostrongylidae. The record is from the annotation of a GenBank genome assembly.
AUGCUUGAACGAGCCGAAGUGUGCGCUCCCAUCGGAUCCUUUGCGGAAGCCGAUGAACCAGUUUUCAUGGAACGAGAUGAAUGGGCUGUGCUGAAGAAGACGAUAAGAAAAGACCUGGGAACCUUGGAGAAGGCGAUGCAGUGCGAAGAAGUACCGCUACCACCCACAUGGUCUACUGAACAAAACCGAGUUCAGUACUCGCUGUGUGCAUCACUACUAGUGAACGACCAAGAGAAAUGCGUUCAUCCACCAAUUUGCGUCAUGAAAUUCCAACGGCGAUUCCUUUUUGGGGCAGUGCACACCACGAGUAAGCAUAUCAGUCCGCACAGAGCAUAA